Messenger RNA from Platichthys flesus (European flounder), 2363 nucleotides. RefSeq lists its product as uncharacterized. The transcript has 7 exons. The record is from RefSeq and is a predicted model, not a curated record. Bases 707 to 2338 code for a protein of 543 amino acids. NCBI's taxonomy places the organism in Eukaryota, Metazoa, Chordata, Actinopteri, Pleuronectiformes, Pleuronectidae. Gene Ontology annotation, molecular function: nucleic acid binding. Gene Ontology annotation, biological process: DNA integration.
UAUGUUUCAACUGGUGCAUGUAGAUUGCUUUUGUUCAACGAUAUGUGGAUGUUGUAAUGGGUUAAAAAAAUACAUAUUAUUUUAUCAGCCUGUAGCUGCUAGCUUAGCUCAAUUAGCUAGUCAUAGGUACGUUACGUGCCCAGGCUGCCUAUUAGCCUGCAUGACGUUGUGCAUGUAGCUACUAGUUAACAGGACUAUUUGUGUUCAACGAUCUAACGUUAGCUUAUGUUAUAUUUGUGAUGUGCUGUAUUAUUUGAUCAGCCUGUAGCCAGCUUAGUUAGCGUUAGUCACUUUCUCAUCUUAGGUGUCGCGCUAGCUGAGCUGUCUGGGUUUCCAUCCACAUGUUUUUGUGUGCGUUUUCAAUGUUAAUAAUAGCGGCAGACGAAAACAUCAGAUCUGUGUGGAGCGAUGAGGAGACCGUAACCUUCCUCAAAUGAAUACAUGAAACAAACAUCAAUGUCAUAUUUCCAUCGUGUUUUCUACAUUGUUUUUCAACGUUUGAGGUUUGAUUGGCGCUGCGCCACCUACUGCUUAUCUCGAUGAACCAACUUUUGGGCCACCAACCAAAAUUAACCUUUGGGAAUAUGGCUUUAUGGUUACUUAGCUUUAUAAGUAUGGGAAUGUGUAGUGACACGGUAUUAUUGGUGUUACUGGUGGUGAAAAUGGCUUAAACACAUAGCUAAUAAUACUUUCUCUGUUUCCCAGAAUGGAAAACCAACCCGGCAGAUCACAGGCCCAGGAACCCAUGCGAUGGCAGCUCCUGCAGAGAGUCAGGGAUAGACUUACUUCUGUCAUCAACAGGCAACCCAUUGACUUUGAAUACCUGCACUUUGUUUGCUCUCAGGAGUUGCAGUUUGUUCGAGCUGGGGCAGCCAAUAUUGACCUUCCUGAGUGUGUUGUAGACAGUCUACAACAGCUGUCUGAAGUUGUCAGCACUUAUCUCUCACAGAGUAUUGUCCCUCCACUAUUGGAUGAUGUAGCUGUGGUUGAAUGGACUGGGAGUGUGGGGCGACCCCGGCUAAACAUAGAAAGUCAAACCCUCCUGAAUCUACUCAGUUCUGGGUUACCACUGACUUCUUUGACUGACCUCCAUGGCAUUUCAAGGUCAACUCUGUAUAGACGGAUGCAAGAGCAUAACCUCUCUGUCAGAAAAUGCUAUUCUGACAUAUCAGAUGAUGUGCUAGAUCAGAAGGUUAGGUCUAUAAAGGCAAGAAUGCCCCAUGCUGGCUACAGGCUAGUGAAAGGAUCUCUACAAGCAAUGGGGCAUCGGAUUUCGUGGAGAAGAGUAAAGAUGUCAUUGCAGCGUGUGGAUGGUGCAGGAAUAAUUGCCAGGAUGGUCCAGCUGUCUUGCAUUGCAAGACGGACAUACUCUGUUCCCGCUCCCUUGUCUCUUGUCCACAUCGACACAAACCACAAGUUAAUAAGGUACAACAUUGUGAUUUUUGGAGCAAUUGAUGGCUUUUCAAGGAAGAUCUUUUACCUGGACACAGCUGGGAAUAACAGAGCAGAGACGGCUUUUGGAUUCUUCAUGGAUGGAGUUCGGAAAAAUGGAUGGCCAUCAAGAGUACGAGCCGAUCAAGGGGUUGAAAAUGUAGACAUCGCUAGAUGCAUGUUUACUGUGCGAGGAACAGCCCGUGGCAGCUUUAUUGCUGGAAAAAGCGUCCAUAACCAGAGAGUGGAACGCCUAUGGAGAGAUGUUUGGAGUGUAACGUGUCAGUACUACGACGUGCUCCACAGUUUGGAGGAAGAGGGCUUCAUUGACCUGUCCAUUGCUGUCCACCUCUUCUGUGUGGGCUAUGUCUUCAUACCACGACUACGAUCAGAUUUGCAGCAUUUUACGGAGAGCUGGAAUUGUCACCCCUUAAGCACAGAGGGAAAUCUGACACCGAAUCAGCUAUGGAUGAUCGGGAUGCUGCAAGCACCUGUGCCAGAGCCAGACCUGGUAGAGAUCCAGCAAGCUGAGGAGCAACCCUCUCAGGAACAGCAAAGUGACAACACUGAGCAUGGAGUUAUAGUACCAGACAUCCAAUGUCCCCUGUCAGCUGAAAGACUUGCUGCACUACAGCACCUAGUGAACCCCACCACCGAGUCCUCAUCCUUUGGUCGGACAUCUACUUGCAGGCUCUUGGAACAGCUUUCGGACUCUAACAUUCUGACAUGCACACAUGCAUCUUUUCAACCUGCCAUAAUUACCUCAGAUUCUAACAAAGGCAGUUCUAAGUUAUUAUCAAGAAGCAAGUUUUUUACUUUCUCAACCAGCAUUUAUGUGAAUUAUACACAAAUAAAGCCCAAUUUGAGUAAAAGUGUUGUAGUUUAUAUUAAUUUGACUUGCCUGUAAUUAAAAACAGCAUUCUAAGGCCAAA